CAGGAGCAGUUCAGUCUGUACGCUCUGUACAGCAAGAACAAACCAAAGUCCGACGCUCUGCUGGCAAACCACGGAAACUCCUUCUUCAGGAGAAAGCAGGUGGAGCUGGGCGAUAAGAUGGAUCUGUCGUCCUACCUGUUGAAGCCCGUUCAGAGGAUGAGUAAGUACGCCCUGCUCCUCACUGACCUCAUCAAGGAGGUGGGCGUGGCCCAGGAGGCGGAGCUCGUCGCCCUGCAGGCCGCCACUAACAUGGUCAAGUUUCAGCUUCGCCACGGCAACGACCUGCUGGCGAUGGACGCCAUCAGAGACUGUGAUGUGAACCUGAAGGAGCAGGGUCAGCUGAUCCGUCAGGACGAGUUCACUGUCUGGACUGGAAGGAGGAAAUGUCAGCGUCACAUCUUCCUGUUUGAGGAGCUCAUUCUUUUCAGUAAACCUAAGAAGAUGGAGGGAGGUUUGGACGUCUUCAUCUACAAACACUCCUUCAAGACGGCAGAUGUGGGUCUGACGGAGUCAACAGGAGACAGCGGGCUGAGGUUUGAGAUCUGGUUCCGGAGGAGGACAUCCAAGAAUCAGACCUUCACCCUUCAGGCCGCCGCGCCAGACGUCAAACACGCCUGGACUGGUGACAUCGCCCGGAUCCUGUGGACCCAGGCCACCAGGAACAAAGAGAUGCGUCUGAAGGAGAUGGUGUCGAUGGGAGUGGGGAACAAACCGUUUCUGGACAUCCAGCCGAGUGAUGCAGCCAUCAGUGACCGAGCUGUUCACUACAUCAUGAAGAGCAGAGGUGCCAGGACGAGGGCGUCCAUCGCCGUCUCCGCCUUCGAUCACGCUAACCCUUUUAAACGGGGAGCCUUGACCUCUGACCCUGCAACAUCGGGACCUUCUUCCUCCAGCCUGCUGGGACCGCUCAACUUGCACAUGUACAGCCAAACCCUCGCCCCCUCUCCUGCUGCUGAAAGCUCAUUCAUCACUUCCUGUAUUGAAGAGGACGAGCAGGAACACGAGACCAGCAGCCAGCCCUCCAUGACCACAGAGAGUUCAGGUUCGUCGUCUCGCUGUCUCUCCGGCUCCACUGGCUCCGACAGCGGCUGCGUCUCCUCCCACCUCCAGGAGGCGCUGCCGGAGGAGCCCAGCCCUCCCAGCCAGCCCUCGUCCUCCUCCAACAAACAGCACCUCAGCAGCCAGUACAUUUCAGCUAAAUCUGCUCCAAUCAUCAGCCCGGCCACCAUGGUGUGAGUGAGCCCACCUGAUGGACUCGAGGGUAAGUCGGCGCACCCGUACC
This is a messenger RNA of Xiphias gladius (swordfish), 1282 nucleotides long. RefSeq names its product puratrophin-1-like. NCBI's taxonomy places the organism in Eukaryota, Metazoa, Chordata, Actinopteri, Istiophoriformes, Xiphiidae. Gene Ontology annotation, molecular function: guanyl-nucleotide exchange factor activity. The annotation marks the transcript as partial. The transcript has 9 exons. The record is from RefSeq and is a predicted model, not a curated record.